Drosophila navojoa is the source of this 835-nucleotide messenger RNA. RefSeq names its product trypsin. Gene Ontology annotation, biological process: proteolysis. Lineage: Eukaryota; Metazoa; Arthropoda; Insecta; Diptera; Drosophilidae. The record is from RefSeq and is a predicted model, not a curated record. Gene Ontology annotation, molecular function: serine-type endopeptidase activity.
GCGCGCUUUAGGAAAAUGUGGUUCAAGCUCGUAACCUGGCUAACGUUGCUCCAGCUGCUAGUUGGCGCGCCUAGCCGGCAGAACAAAAUCUUUGGUGGACAAACGGAGGCGAUUCGGAAUUAUCCAUUUAUGGUGAAUUUGCGACGAGGUCCGCAUUUUAGAUGUGGCGGCGCUCUCAUUGCGCCCAGUUGUGUGGUCACAGCCGCUCAUUGUCUGGAGGGUCAUCCGCAUUAUGUCGAGGACUUGUAUGUGCAUGCCCAGCAAGACUGCCUAAAUGAUUCAAGUCCAGCAGCGCAUGUACGUCAAGCCUGGUUCGCUUGUGUAGCUCCACAAUACAAUGGAUAUAUAUUGGAUGCAGAUCUGGCAAUCAUCAAGCUGCGUCAGCCGUUUGACACAACGGGCAAUGUAAGCACCGUGCCCAUUGACUUCAACGAUCUGCCGGAGGGUGCAGAUCUAAGGAUUCUUGGCUGGGGCAUGACCGGUAGUGGGAGUCAGAACUGGGGGCAAUGCCUGCAAACAGCCAAUGUCAGCCUGGUGCGGCGAGAUCACUGCCAGCGACAGAUGAGCUCUUAUGGUCCAAUAACGAAUAAUAUGUUUUGUGCUCUGGGUCCGAAUGCCACCGAUGCCUGCCAAGGCGAUUCCGGAAGUCCCAUUCUGUAUGCUGGUCGCCCUGUCGGUGUAGUAUCCUGGGGUAAUCACUGCGGCAGCGGGCUACCUGGCGUCUACACACGCUUUGGCAGCUCAACAUUGUCGUGGUUCCUUAAAAGGUUCAUGGAUACACACUGCUAGUAUAAGAUCUGAACUAUACAAAUAAUUUACAUUAAAAACUAAUAUU